UUUGGAAACUGAAAAAUGGGCAGGCCUAUUUUGUCAGUUUCCAAUACGGUAGUGGGCUAUUAUUGGGCCCUGAAAUUGGGGCCUGAAAGCCAGUUAAGUAGCAAUCACCCCGCCCCCGCCCGGUUCCUCGUUCCUAUCAUUCUCUUCCUUCCUCCUCUGAGAGUACGGAGAUCGACAGCAAUAAUGUCCGGCGACGGCUUAACGGCGAAUAUGGCUGGAAUGACUAAACAGGAGCUGUACGAUAUUAUGUCUCAGAUGAAGUCGCUAGUGGAACAGAACCAGCACCAAGCAAGGCAAAUUCUCAUUCAAAAACCUAGCAUGACUAGAGCACUCUUUCAGGCACAAAUAAUGCUUGGGAUGGUGCAGCCCCCACGAGCAAUACCAACCAUCCAGACGACAGGAACAUUGAGUACUCAGCCACCAGUAUCUCAGCUUCCACAGCCAAUUGUUCAGACCACUCCAUCGUUGCCAGGGCAUAUUUGCAUUCAGGAACAGACAAGAAAGCAGCAGCAGAAUCAACCUGCUCCAACAACGCCAUCUGCGCCUCUUCCACCCUUGAACCUUCAAUCCACAUCCAUGCCAUCUCAUCCAUUGCAGUCAGUGCAGCAGCAGAAAGGACAUAUUGGUGCCCAGGCCACACCAAUCUCUCUACCACAGACUUCUCAAGUUCCUAAUAUGUCACAGCUUCCUCGUCAUUCUGCUGCACCACUGCCAUCUCAUCUUCAACAACAGAUGCAUCCGGCAUCCCCCAAGUUGGAGCAACCAAUGCAAACUAGUGGAAACCAACACCUGGCUAUGCAACCACCGCUACCGCCACAAGUGAGACCAUCGAUGCAACCCUUCCCCCAUCAAGUUCACCCUCACAUGGGGCCCAGUGCUGGUUAUCCGCAAUCUGGAGCAACUCAGCACCACCAUUCGCAACCUGCUUAUCAUCCUGCACUGAGGCCUCCAGCAAGCAUGGGGCCUUCUUUUCUACCGGGACAACCACCAGGUCCAAAUCAGCUGCCACCCCAGUCUCUAUAUCAGAUGGGAGGUUCACAUUUGAGACCAGAAUUCAAUCAAGUUGGAAGUUCAAUGCAAGCAGAUCGAGUAUCUCCUUGGAUUCCUGGUUUACCAGAGAAUACCUCAGGAACACAGCUCCCAGGACCACCGUCAUUCCCUGCACAGAUGGGCCCAAGCAAUCAGCCUUCUAGACUGGCAGGACUGUCCCUAGAGAUGGAGAAGGCACUUCUUCAGCAAGUAAGGAGUCUGACCCCAGAACAGAUUAACAUGCUACCUCCGGAGCAAAGGAAUCAAGUGCUUCAGUUGCAGCAAAUGCUCCGUUAAUCAGAAGCAAGUGCUGCAGAAGACAGUUUUGCGAAGAAACUGAAACAUGCCUAUCUGGCUAAUCGAUUUUUCUAUUUAUCCAUCAACAUUGGGUGUAGAUGGACAGUGUGCCCUUGUUCAAUGGUGUGUUUCCCCCUUUGUUAAGGUUAUUUUUCUUAGCUCAAGUAGGGUUGCCUGUCAUGUUGCUAACAAAUCAUAACGGUUCCUUAUAGGCGUUGGUGGAUCUCCUUUGGUGCAUAUAUAUCCCAUCUUUUCGACCCUGGAUGCUCUCCUCUAUUUUUUUUUAUUUUUUUUAUAUCUACUGUAACUUGCAUGUAGCAUGUCUCUUGUAUUAUCAUAGCCUAAUACUGCUCAAGUAUGAGAUUGUGAAACAGUAUAGUCCCCUCCCCUUUUAUCUUGUAUCUGAAUUUUCUAGAAUCAUUUGGAUUUGCUGA
Messenger RNA from Solanum dulcamara, 1760 nucleotides. Its product is annotated as cleavage stimulating factor 64. The record is from RefSeq and is a predicted model, not a curated record. Gene Ontology annotation, biological process: mRNA 3'-end processing. The transcript has 7 exons. Bases 16 to 1326 code for a protein of 436 amino acids. NCBI's taxonomy places the organism in Eukaryota, Viridiplantae, Streptophyta, Magnoliopsida, Solanales, Solanaceae.